AUGCUUUAAAGAAGAAGAAGACUUAUAAUUUCAGACCAUCUAUUCCAGAGAGACGGACUCACAAUUUCCAAUAUUCAUCCACAACGAAGUCCUAAAACUACAGUGCUAGUGAGCUUUUGUUGUUCAAACGUUUGUGGGGUACUGGAUCUAAGUUAAGCAAUGUCUGGAAGAAGUAACACUUUAACAAUAGCCGCCAUCUCCGGCUGCGCAUCUGUCGUCAUCUAUGAGAUUCUCAGACGGCUCGCAUCCUGGGCUAUUGGAGAUGAUCAGGAUGGGAAGAGAACUGACGAUCUCCAUGAAAGUGGCGUUUUGCCGGAAUUCGGGAAGAGUCUGCGUGAUCGGGAAUACACCUUUCCCGAGAAUUUUUAUCCACUGAACAAUGGUUCAUACGGUUGCGUCCCCCAGAGAGUGCUCAAUGCCCAGAAAAGAAUGAUGGAUGAACGAGAAUCAAAUCCUGAGAUGUGGUGUCGCCAUCUUAGGCUGGAGAAGUACAGGAAUGCUGUCAAGAACGUUGCAGAGUUUGUGAGCGCUAAACCAGAAAAUAUUGUCUUAAUUGAAAAUGUUACAACUGCAACUAACAGCAUUGUGAAAUCUUUCAAGUUCAGUGCUGGUGAUCAAAUCUUAGUGACCAAUCAUACAUACGGGGCUGUGCUGAAGACUUUAGAUUUUGUUACCAGUCUUAACAAAGAUGUUAGUAUUGUGCCAAUAAAGAUCCCUGUCCAGACGACAGCCAAGGAGAUCAUCGAUCUCCAUGCCCGUGCCCUUGAUGAGAACCCAAAUAUCAAGAUGGCAAUGCUGGAUCACAUCACGUCCUUCUCAGCAAUCGUUUUGCCGAUUAAGGAAUUGAUUGAGCUGUGUCACAGCCGUGGUGUAAUAGUAGCUGUCGAUGGAGCGCAUGCCCCAGGACAGCUCCCUCUUAGGCUUGAAGAACUUGGAGCUGAUUUCUACUUUGGCAACCUACAUAAGUGGCUUUAUUCACCAAGAGGAUGUGCCUUGUUCUAUAUUCAUCCCAAGCACCAGAGUUGGAUCCGGACGGCUAUCUCUUCACAUCAGACAUUUGAUGAGAAUCUCCAAGAGCGCUUCCAUUACAUUGGGACUAGGGAUGCGAUCCCGUACUUCACAGCCAAGCACUGUAUCCACUACCUGAAUUACCUUGGGGGAUUGGAAAGAGUCACGGCCUAUAACUCUAAUCUUGUCCAGUGGGCAGCCGAAAUGUUGGCCAAGGCAUGGAACACAACCUGGAUUGAACUUGACGAGGAGUUGAGGGCGCCAUAUAUGCGUCUCAUCGUAGUACCACCUACCCCCAAGCGAGCCCUCUAUAAGACGCAUAAAGAAUUCUGUUAUGAGGUCUUGAAAAAGUAUGGCGUUGUCUGUGCAGUCACUGGGGAUGAAAAGGAUAUCUUUAUACGUAUCAGUGCGCAAGUGUACAACUACAAAGAGGAAUAUUAUGCACUACGCGAUGCUAUCAUUGACAUUCUGGAUAUCGGGAAAUAAAAGGUUUUUUUCAAUUUGACCCUAUAGUAAAACCACUUAAUGGGGAUUCAUGCAGUUGGCAGUAUCUUGUGAAAGUGCCACUAGCACAUGUGACUCAACAUUUUGUACUUGGUUAACCGAGUAGUCAUAAUGGUUUUUGAAAAGUACUGUGGAUGAAAUGUUAGGUGGGGGAGGGGAUCACUCAACUGUUGUACAUGUGACCAGAAAAAAACACAGAUUUUAAAUCUACAGCAGAUUCCAUGCUUGAAAAAUGGUUUUAUACCAAAAAGAAACAAAAAUAUGUUUUUAUUUUUUCUUAUCUAGGUCAGUAUCCAGACCAACAUAUUUAUUUACAUUAACCGAAUGUAUGUCAUUGUUCUUUUUCAUCCUCACUAUAAAACAGUUUAAGGACAUUCAAAUUAAUGGUAUGAAUAAUUAUCUGGAAUAGUUACCAAGUACCCCUUUGGCAGAUUUACCCAAACCCAUGAGAGGCAUUAAAAACUAUGAUACGCGCAUGGCGCAUUGAGGGUGAAAAUUUUUUUAACAUACCGGUAUCAUUUUAUUUGGUAUGUAUCUGUGAAUGCUACUCACAUUGAGGAUAUCUUCCCUUAUUUUGGUCUAGAUUAGUAGGCGACUUAAGUGUAUUUUAUAUGUUUUAACUGUAUAAGGGCAUUUAUUUGUUUGGAAUUAUGUGUGUACGGUAAUGCUAUGAAAAAAAAAAAUGUUCAUGGGUGGAUAAAAAAAACCUGUGGUGACGUGUAUGGCAGUAUAAUUCACCCACAGCCCCCGUAUGAAGAUGUAUAGAGAAAAGAUAACAUUUUGUGUUAAGUAGUCGCUGAUGAUAUCAAUACCGAUGAACAAGGACAAUCUAACCAUGAAAGAAUGGUUUGGUCAAUUUGAUGCUUUGAAAUAAAUGGUAUGAAUAUACACGCCAAUCAUUGAUGUUUCGAAAACCGUAAAUUGUAAUUUACACUGGAAUUUGUUGCUAGAAUCAUGGAAGUAAUAUUUGAAAAGAACAGAACCUUUGAUAGGGAGAUAUGUUAUUGAUAUGAGCAUUUUCCUUCACUUUGAAAUUGGUUUUAUUUUGUUACAUGCCCAAUUCAUACUGUUUCUCUUUGCUUACCUAUUUGGAAGGAUAUUUUUAUUCUUGCUUUUCAUGAGCGUUGAACAUGCUGCAAAAUUAUUAUUAUUUUUUUUAAAUGAAUUGUCUAGCUUUGAAUAUCUAUUAAGUGUACAUACAUAUCUACUGUAUUUUGUGUGAAUAUGAAUUAGCCUUGAGUUAUUCCUGGUGUGCUUUCAUUGUGACAACUUUAUCAAGGUAUUUCAGUCGUGGUGUCAAUACAGAUCAGAAAAAUUCCAGAGACUUAAUUCUUACCUCAGAUAAUUUUUGUAUAACUAUGAUGAACUAAGCAAACAAAGAGCUUACUCCUUAAUUAGAGAUGAACUUAGUAGUGUAGAAGGGAUCAAUUCAAUGUCAGUUCAGAUAAUGGGGUUUAUUCUCUCUCAUGUUUGUUACCUCCAUUCUUAUUAUUACUUAAAUGCCAUUAUUCCCCAUCUUUUGCUAGGUUUUAUUUUUUAUAAAAAUGUUUUAAAUUCCAGAGAUUUGAGUUGUAUCAAUCCAUUUAAUGUUUUCCUUGCCAAUAUCUAGGAUCCUGAAUUUAAUGACCUCAAUCCAUAUAUACAAGUGCAAUCAUAUUUAAAGGACAAGUCCACUCCAAAAAAAAGUUGAUUUGAAUAAAAAGAGAAAAAUCCAACAAACAUAACACUGAAAAUUUCAUCAAAAUCGGAUGUAAAAUAAGAAAGUUAUGACAUUUUAAAGUUUCCCUUAAUUUCACAAAACAGUUAUAUGCACAUACUGGUUGGUAUGCAAAUGAGGAGAGUGAUGACGUCAUCCACUCACUAUUUCUUUUGUAUUUUAUUAUAUGAAAUAUGAAAUAUUUUAAUUUUCUCCUCAUUGUCAAGUGAAACAACGAUUAAUUCCUCCCUGAACAUGUGGAAUUAGCAUUGUUUAAUACUAUAUGGUUCAGUCAAGUCGGUCCUUAUUGUCAAAUUUGUAAAAAAUGAAAUAUUGUAUAAUUCAAACAAUAAUAAACAAAAGAAAUAGUGAGUGAGGGACAUCAUCGACUAUUGUCACUCAGUUGUGCAUAUCACUCUUUUGUUUUGUCAUAACUUUCUUAUUUUACAUCCGAUUUUGAUGAAAUUUACAGUGUUGUGCUAGUUUGAUUUUUCUCUAUUUAUUUAAAUCAACAUUUUGCUGGGGUGGACUUGACCUUUAAAAAUAUAUAUUUAUACCCCCGUUUUUAGACAGCUUAACUUCUAAUAAGCAUCAUGUAUUGCUAUGAUUCCCCAUCCGUUUUUAUUUAACAAUCUGUGUUUAUAUCAAUAUCUUGAGGUCACCUGUAAUAACCAACUUCUUAGAUAACAAUCUGAGCAUGUGCAAGUUAAAGCCAUAUCAACCAGGUGUGUGCAACUCAUUUCCACCUUGUACAUAGUUUGAAAGUUACCCCUUCAUUUGUAAGAGUAUAAGCCUUGCAACUGCCAGUAACGGUGAUAUCCUGCUCAAAGUAUUUUUGUCUCUUCUAAAGUUAUGUUCAAGAGUCUUUGGCCCGUAUUCUUAAGUCGGGUUUAACUUAAACUCUGGUUUAAAGUUGUGGUUUAAGUAUGGGAAGCCAAAAGUAUCAAAAUUUUUAUUCAGUUGUAUGUUUCAUAUGUUUACUGUGCUCUUUUCUGAUUCAUCGAUGGUGAAGACAAUCAUCUAUUUAUACUUCCUACACAAUUAUGAAUGAUUUGAGAGCCGAAUGAGCUGACGUAUGAUAUCUCUACUGUUAAUGAUUAUGAAACAAUUGGCUGUCCAUACUUAAACCACAACUUUAAACCUGAGCUUGAGUUAAACCCGACUUCAGAAUACGGGCCUAUAUGAUUUAGUUUUUGUCAUAUGAAUAUUAAAUCUCAUUUGAUAUAUGUGUGUUCAUUGAUAAAUUUCUGAAAUCAUGAAAUUAUAUGAAAAAAUAAUGAAAUAUCUAUAAUCAUUAAAUGAAAUCAGGGAUCUAAGAUAA
Lytechinus pictus (painted urchin) is the source of this 4529-nucleotide messenger RNA. RefSeq lists its product as uncharacterized. The transcript has 7 exons. NCBI's taxonomy places the organism in Eukaryota, Metazoa, Echinodermata, Echinoidea, Temnopleuroida, Toxopneustidae. The coding region runs from base 160 to 1494 and encodes 444 amino acids. The record is from RefSeq and is a predicted model, not a curated record.